This is a messenger RNA of Acytostelium subglobosum LB1, 1617 nucleotides long. RefSeq lists its product as hypothetical. The transcript has a single exon. Gene Ontology annotation, molecular function: FAD binding; oxidoreductase activity. The coding region runs from base 1 to 1617 and encodes 538 amino acids. The record is from RefSeq and is a predicted model, not a curated record. NCBI's taxonomy places the organism in Eukaryota, Evosea, Eumycetozoa, Acytosteliales, Acytosteliaceae.
AUGAAGUUAUUUGUAAUACUAUUAUUAUUGUCAAUUAGUUUGACAUUCAUCCAAUGCUCUACAGAGCAAUCACCAGCUGCUUCAGCUACAUCUGAUAUCUUUUUAUCAUCAAAUCGCCAACACCAUAGUGUCGAUCCAAUCAUUUACUACAAAAACACUACCAACUACAAUGAUCACUUCCAGUCAUACAACACUCGUCUACAUCACGAGCCAUACUGCUAUUACCUACCAACCACUCCUAAAGAGGUAUCCAAAGCUGUCAAGUUUGCCCUUCGUUCCAAGUUGCCAGUAACCAUCAAGUCUGCCGGACACUCCUGUGACGCUCUAUCCUCUGCCAAUGAUGCCGUCGUUAUUGACAUGUCUCUGAUGAAGAAGAUCAAGGUUGACACCCGUCGCAAUCAGGCCACCGUCGAAUCUGGUGUCACCUGGCUCGAGGUCUACAACGCCACCACUCCAUUUGGUCUUGCUACUCCAGGUGGAAGCUGUCCAACCGUUGCUGUUGGUGGACUGGUUCUUGGUGGUGGUGCUAACUACUUGUCGCCAGCGUUUGGCUACAGCUGCGACAAUGUCAUUGAGAUGUCCAUUGUCAAUGCUCGCGGACACUUGGUCACUGCCUCAAAGUACGAAAACUCUGAUCUCUUCUGGGCUAUGCGCGGUGGUGGUCAUGGAGGAUUCGGUAUCCUUGUCUCGGUAACAUACAAACUGCACGCCAUCCCAGACUUGUUGUACAGCAACAAGAUUCGUGUGCCAUUCACAUCCUUCGAGCCAGCCUUGCUCUUUAUCGAUCAGUACAGCCGCACCAUGGAGAAGUCCAUCUACCUCAACAUGUUCUCUGGAAUCACAGCUUUUGCCGCACCAGGAAAGCCACCCAAGGUCCCAUUCAUCUCAAUCAACUUCUUCUAUGGAGGCAAUGCCACCGUGGGUCAACAGAAAUUCUUCCAGUUCUUUGAUGAGUUCAAGCUGGUCGUCCCCAACAUCACCACCAACGCCACCAAGGAUGCCAACCCUUUCUACAACAUCAUCGCUGCCAUCUCCGACCCACCUCCCAGCCGCACCUACGUCCGUGGUCGUAUGAUGAAUGGAUGGACCCAAGAGAAGGCCGCCGCCCUCAAGACUUUCUUGUUGCCACCCGCUCUUCCAUACUUCAACCUCUCCAACGAUCCAAAGGCCAACCUCAUGUUUGAGAUGUACUUCCACGGAGGAGCCAUGAAUGAAAAGCCAUCCGACUACAACGCCUUUGUGCAUCGUAAUGCCUCGUGGUCCAUGUCGAUCGCAUUGAACUAUUACAACGCAUCACACGAUGAGCUGUUUGGCACUUGGGACUCGUACGUCCGUGAUCAAUUGUUCAACUUCUCCGACUACAUCUACCAGAACUACCCAGAUGCAGACCAUCCCAACUGGGCCAACGCAUACUAUGGCACCAACUAUGCUAGACUGCAGUCCAUCAAGGCCAGAUACGAUCCACGCAACUUUUUCAACUACAAGCAAUCCGUUGUUCCCAAGAGAAGACCUCAUCGUAACGACUACAAUGAUUCCGAUAACGAAUCAGACAAUGACUACUCUGACUCUGAGUACAACAACCAGGGCUCAGACAACGACGAUGAUGAUCAACAAUAA